This is a messenger RNA of Fraxinus pennsylvanica, 963 nucleotides long. The record is from the annotation of a GenBank genome assembly. NCBI's taxonomy places the organism in Eukaryota, Viridiplantae, Streptophyta, Magnoliopsida, Lamiales, Oleaceae.
AUGGCCAGGGCCACAUACGAUGUUUUCGAUCCACAAUUUGGAGUCAAUGCUAAUUACGAUGUCCAAAGUUUGGGAGCAAAACCUGAUGGAAAAACUGAUUGUACCAAGGCAUUCUUGAGUGCAUGGGCCUCAGCCUGUGCUUCUACACAGCCAGCCACCAUUUACGUGCCCCCGGGAAGAUACUUGCUCGGAGCUGCAACUUUUGCUGGCGAGUCAUGCAAAACCACUGCCAUAACGAUACGCAUCGAUGGCACACUAGUAGCUCCAUCUGAUUUUAAUGUUAUUGGAAAUUCUGGUAACUGGAUCAAGUUCGAAAGAGUGACCGGAGUUUCUGUCAUUGGUGGAAUCCUAGAUGGCCAAGGGACUAAUUUGUGGGCUUGCAAGAAUUCCGGCAAGAAUUGCCCAAAUGGAGCAACGACUCUGGCCUUCUACAAUUCAAAAAACAUCGUGAUCAAUGGAUUAUCUUCAAUAAAUAGCCAGAAAUUCCACAUUCUGGUUGAUGGAUGCCAAAACGCCAAGCUGGUUGGAAUGAAGGUUUCAGCAGCAGGGAAUAGCCCAAACACCGACGGAAUUCACGUGGAAAAAUCUUUAGGAGUCACACUUAUGAACUCUAAAAUUGGCACAGGAGAUGAUUGUGUAUCUAUAGGCCCUGGCACUUCCAACCUGUGGAUCGAGAACGUCUCCUGCGGCCCCGGUCAUGGGAUGAGCAUUGGGAGUCUUGGCUGGGAUUUGCAAGAACCUGGAGUGCAAAAUGUGACAGUUAAAACAGUUACAUUUACAGGAACUCAAAAUGGGGUGAGAGUGAAGACAUGGGCGAGGCCAAGCAAUGGAUUUGUUAAAUAUGUUCUUUUCCAGGAUGUUGUCAUGGUUAACGUUGAAAACCCAAUAAUUAUUGACCAAAAUUACUGCCCCACCACCCACAAAUGCCCUGAUCAGGUUAGUUACUCUUUGUUAUUGGGAUAA